Messenger RNA from Eruca vesicaria subsp. sativa (arugula), 1267 nucleotides. NCBI's taxonomy places the organism in Eukaryota, Viridiplantae, Streptophyta, Magnoliopsida, Brassicales, Brassicaceae. The record is from the annotation of a GenBank genome assembly.
CAUCUAUAGCUACGAACCAGAGUCUCUACCUUCGUUAUCGAAGAUCAAAUCGAAUGAUCUUGUAUGGUACUUCUUCUCUCCGUGUGAAUCCACAGAGAAGACGGUAAAAAAGAGGACUACGCCUUCUGGGUUUUGGAGACGUACUGGUGAUGUUAGGGAAAUCAAGGAUAAGGGAGGAAAUGGCUGCGUGAUCGGGAUUGUCAAGACGUUGGUGUACCUUAAAGGAAAUGGUUCCAAUGGUGUUUCGACUCCUUGGGUCAUGCACCAGUAUUACACCACUUGCUUGCCUCUUGAGCAGAGGACCUAUUUUAUCUGCAAAAUAAAGCAUAAGGGUCAAGCUAGAGACGUCCUGUAUGGAGAUGGCCAAGUGGGAAACUUCCCAUCUGGUAGUAAUAACUCAAGUGAUCAAAUGAACAAUAAUUGGGUGGGGUUUAGGUUUAGUCCUACGGAUGAGGAAUUGAUAAACUUUUAUCUCAAGAACAAAAUUCUGGGUAAUAGUUGGCUCGUUGACGAUUGGAUUAGCGAGAUCUACAUCUAUAGCUACGAACCAGAGUAUCUGCCUGCGUUAUCGAAUAUGGAAUCGAAUGAUCUCGUGUGGUACUUCUUCUCUCGGAAUGAAUACACAUCCACGAAGCCGAGGGUACGGAAGAGGACUACAGUUUCUGGGUUGUGGAAAGCUACUGGUCGUGAUCGGACAAUCAAGGAUAAGGGAGGAAAUUACAACGAGAUCGGGAUACUGAAGACGUUGGUGUACCAUAAAGGAAAGGGUUCCAAUGUAGUUAGGACUCCUUGGGUUAUGCACGAGUAUAACAUCACUUGCUUGCCUCUUGAGCAGACCUAUGUUAUCUGCAAAAUAAUGUAUAGGGGUGAAUAUUUCCCAUCUGGUGGUAAUGAAGUUGGAUCAUCUGCUGGUAAUGAAGUUGGAAGCAUCCCAUCUGCUGUUUUUGAAGUUGGAAACUUCUCAUCUCCUGGUAAUGAAAGUUAGAAUCAUCCCUUCUGGUAGUGAUAUGUCGAGUGAUCUGUGUCCCUCUUUUGUGUCUGGUUUGAGUUCUACCAGAGCAACUACUGUUACAGAGAUGGACAAACGUCAGCAAAAACUUCCAUGGUACAAACACCGGUGGCUGAUUCUAAUACUUAAAGAGCAGCUAAUUUUGCAAAGAUGUACCUACUUGUAUCUAAUGAUCUCAAACAUAUGUUGGAUUUUAAAUAUAUUGAUUAUGUGUUUUCCUUACCAGGUGAACUAAUUUUUUAUUAAUAAUAAAAGAAA